Messenger RNA from Mirounga angustirostris (Northern elephant seal), 7940 nucleotides. RefSeq names its product interactor of little elongation complex ELL subunit 1 (gene ICE1). The record is from RefSeq and is a predicted model, not a curated record. The transcript has 19 exons. The coding region runs from base 239 to 7051 and encodes 2270 amino acids. NCBI's taxonomy places the organism in Eukaryota, Metazoa, Chordata, Mammalia, Carnivora, Phocidae.
GGCGGUGUCGCGCUCGGGGGCCGCGCCGGGUCGCGUUUCCCUCGACUGCCGGAGGCGGCUCCGUUUGGGAGAGCCUUUCGCCAGCCCCACGGGGACCUCUGUGCACGGAUGGACCCGCCCGGCCCCGGCGGGAAGCGGCCUGGCAGGCGGCGGCCCCGGCGGUGUCAGCAGAGGCAGGACAGGGCCGAGGCCGCGGGUCCCUGAGGCGCGCGGGCCCACCGGGCUCGGCGUUGGCACCAUGAUGCCGGGCGAGACCCACUCGGCGGCGCCCGGGACGGCGGCGGACCUCUCGCGGUGUCAGGGCUGCGCCUCGCUGCAGCAGAAUUUAAACGAAUAUGUUGAAGCACUAAUUACCUUGAAGCAGAAAAUUAUUAAUACAGAUAAUUUAUUGACAGAAUAUCAGAAGAAAUGUGAUGAGCUGCAGUUUGCAAGAAGAGAGAAUAGCACUCUGCAUCACCAAGUGGAACAGAUGCUUCAAAAAAUUUCUCCUCUGCAGAAAUGUCAGGAAGAAUUGGGAUCUUUAAAAGCAGAGCUGGAAGAGAAGAAGAGUUCUCUGAAGUUGUACCAAGAUACUCACCAGGAAUAUGCACGUGUAAAAGAAGAAUGCUUGAAAACUGAUGCUCAGAAGAAGAAACUAGAAGCCAAGGUGAAGAAGCUGGAAGAGGCUGCUGUCAAGCAAACGCAGGACUUCAAGCAGCUGAGGAAUGAGAAGAAAAUACUUGAAAAGGAAUUUAAGAAGACACAGGAACGGCUCGAUGAAUUUUCUAAACAGAAAAAUGAAAAGGAGUUGAGACACAUUGGAACACAAAUUUCAAGUGAUUCUUAUGGAAGCAUAGAUAAAAGAAAAGUAAAGCUACUUCUGAAGGAACUCUGGCUCUGCAUAAACACAACACACAGACUACCUGGUGAGGGCAGCCAAUGUAUCACAGAGAAACCUGCCAAAGAAAACCCCGGACCCACAGAGUCCAGGGAUGAUGGCCUGCCUCCUCCAGCGGGAGGCAGGCCGCUCAGAGCUGCAGCUGUGCAGACGUGCCUGGCAGAACUGUCCAUGGAAAUAGAGGGUGACUUCUCUGCGUGUAGACGUGUGGGGGGAGAGGGGCCCAGUGGAGCCGCGCACUGUGAUGACCAUGUUUCUAAUGAGGGCCGGCAUCCUGAACUCGCGGUGCCGAGGGACGACGAGGACAGUACUGACUUCUCUGAUCGUGAUCACUGUUUUGAUGAAGAUCUCCAGGCGGCAGUUGAUUUCUUCAAACUUCCCCCUCCUCUGUUGUCUCCAGUGCCGUCACCCCCUCUGGUGUCCCUACCACCCCUGAGCACAUUACCUUCUUCGCUCGCACCUGAAACCUACUUUGGAGAGUAUACAGAUUCCAGUGAUAAUGAAUCGUCCCAACAUAGAAAUUCUGCUGAGUCUGUUUCAGAAGAUGAGACGUCUGAAUCACAGUAUUUUGGUUCAUCCAGAAAAAGUAAAGGAAGUAGUGGUACCUGGGAGGAAAAGCUCAAAUCACAUGAAGCCACCCAAGCUCUGACUACAUUGGAAGUAAAUGAAGUGACAACUGUCGGGUUUGGGACAUUCACAGCAACACUGAGAGAGCCUUCAGCCACAUACUCCUUAGCUCGUGAGAAACACUGGAUGGUGUCAUCUGAAUCGACGAGUGAUAGGAGAAGAGGCAUUUUAGAUGAGGCACAAAGACAGAGAGAGGUUAGAGAGGCGGAUAAGUCAGUGCAGACUGAGAACAUGCUUCAUGAGCCCAUCAGAAAUGUGUGUGUUGAGACGUCGUCUGGCAGCCGGGCACAGGGCAGGGGAGAGGCCCUCCAGAAGUCUGAUGUGUGUUCUCCCCUCGGCAAGAGGCCAUUCAGUGAGCUCAUGGAAUCUGAAGGAAAAACCCUGCUAUCCAAAAUGAUAGGAUCACCCAAAUCACAGCUUACUAAGUGGAUGCUAACUAGUGAAAUCCCUCUUGAAUCAGAUCAUCUGUCAAUCUCUGACCACUUUCAGGGAAUGUGUAGAGUAUUGGGGAAGGAGAGAGAUGUUCAAGGAUUCAUUUUAGGAGCAUCACCUGAACCAGAGGACGAUGCAGGUGAUGCAAUGGGUGUCACAGGGCUCAGUGUUGACGCCAGGCUUUCUUCCUCUUCUACCUCGGGAACAUCGUCUGUCUGCAGUGACUCCCCGUCUUCCUCUGGGUUAAAGUAUGGUCAUGAUCUACACAUUCCUGCUAAAGUUACCCCUAUGGAACUGCAUCACUCUGAACAAAAGUUACAAGCUGAAACCUUGAACAUGUUAGAUCUGCAGCCUGAGCCCCCAGAGUGUCCUGCCGGACAGAACCAUCUGGAGAAUAGCUUGUGUGCUUUGAGCCCUGAGUUGGGAGCGUCAGAUUUUAAUAAUCAGAGCAGCAGUGAGGUCGGGUGCACAAAUGUUGUGAAAGGCAUGCCCAAAGUCUGUUCACUUGCACAGUCAGUAUUUAUAAAAGCUAUGAAAGAGGCACAGUGUGGAAGUCAGGGUCCCAGAACUGAGCUCCCCCUGACUAGGGCGGAUUCUUCACCAUUGCUAGAGUCUCAGUGUGGCUUGACCAAGAGUGGGUUUGGUUUUGUUAAAAGCCCUUCAUGGCACCAUAGUGAUCUGUUAAGGAGAGGUGGGGAAGAAAGGAUGAGAGCUAAGUCAGAAUAUGAACAGAAGACCAACCAUCAGGUAGAAAAGGCAGUGCCAUCCUUAGAGAGUAGAGGAUCCACAUCCAAGCCUGAACUUGCUAGAGAAAAUAAUGCUGUGGGGCUCAGGGCUGCUACAUCGCUGUUGCCAAACCAAGUGUCCGUGAUCACCAAGCAGGCCAGGCCUGACACGGCGCAGAGUGCUAGACCGGAGCACUGGAGGCGGGGGACUGAAUCUGCCUUCGGGGCAGCACGUGCCGGUUCUGGGGCUGCAUCCAUGUCAUCUGUAGCCAGACGUGGCAGAGAAGGAGAGGACACGGCACGGGAUGCGCAGGGGACGGCUGCUACUGAAGGGACCUCGCCACAAGUUUUCGCCUCGUGGAGAAAAUUAGACUUCAGUUUUCCAAGUGCUUCUUUACCAGUAGGAAAUUCUCAUUGUUCCACAAAUAGCGGACUGUCUUUCUCUUCUAAAAACAUCCCGGUCCAAAACCAAGACGUUGUGACGGAAGCCUCAGCACAGGAAGAAGUGCAGAAGCAAAGUCUGCUCCUUCAUGCCACGGAUCUGGACUCGUCUGGGCUAGGUGGGGAUCGACUCCUUCCCGCCACAGAAGUGCCAGCGUCGAGAAGUUUUCCUGUGGACGAAGUACCCUUUGAUGGCACGGGCAGAUCUAGUGGUGAGGCCCUGGCCGUCUCAGAGGACUCUCCUCGUGUCCAGCAGAGCCUGGAGUCUCUAGAGCUGCCAUCUCAGACUCCUGGCAGUGCUUCUCCUAAAGGUCCAGGCACUACAGGGACUGCUCUUCCAUCGGCCAUUCUCAGGAAAGAUGAAGAGACGCAUGCUGUCCCCCAGAGUGGCCUCGCUGGGGCUCUGUGUUACACGGGCAUUCGGGAGGCAGGCGGUGGCGACACAGAGGUGGAGGAGAGUGAGGCACCUAGCUGCAGCGAGGGGGAGAGUGAGUCCGAAGCCGCGAUGGGGGACAGACAGCAAGGUGCCGCCCGUGCCUCCAGAAAAGAUUUAGGAGCCGAAGGUGCUGGCGCAGCCGAGCCCAGGCCUUCUGUUGAGGUGGGGUGUCUGACCUCCGCGCUGCAGGACUUCAACAUCAGUACUCUUUCUGAGGUAGACGGACUUUCCACAUCAGAGGUCGUGAUGUUUCUCGAAAGUUGUCAGUUAAGAGAUUAUAGUUCAGGGGACUCUGUUUCAGAAUGUUCGAGCAAAGGAACCCUAUAUAAAGAAAUGAACAAAGACUUAAAGGCAGGUGAGCUCUCAGGAGGGAAGUACAGAAAGCAGCUCUGUGAAGAAGAAACCCUUGAAACCUCCGAAGAGUGGAUUGAAUCUGAGGAAGAUGACGGUCCUCUGAGGAGCACGGAUCAACUCACACGGCGUUCCUUGGAAACGCUGUCUGAGGUACUCACCAGGGUCGGCCAGGCGCUUCAGACCAGCUGUGAGAGCUCUCCUGGAAAAGACGCCGGUAACCUGGUGCUCUUAAAUACGCAUGACAGCCUGACCACUAAGCCUGUCCGAGAGCACGUCCCACCUCAGGAGGUGAGUGGCUUCCUGCCAGACCCUUCAGGAACACCCCCUCCAACAGCCAGCGUGGCCAGCAAGGGCCGUUCUCCGGCCAGAGGCAUACUGAGUAACAAAGUCACUCCAGGCAGUCCUGAGGGUGUUCCCGAUGUCACCAGCCCGAUCUGUGGUGGGGCAGAGGUCCUGUCGGAGCCGGCAGAGCCCUCCCCCCAGCGCUCUGACUCCAUGGUGGGGCAGACCAUGGAGGGCAAUGCCGAGGAGGGGGCAGAAACGACAUUUCAGUGUCAGAUAUCAACAGUGACCUCCGAAGUCAUAAACGUGCUCAUCAAUAAGGAUCAGAAUCUCGUCAUUGAAAAGGGGGACCACUGGACCAUCAUAAAUGGGGUCGCUCUCAUGCCAAAUGUGGACCAGGUCAUACUGUGUGACAGUCCCGAGGACAUUCCUGUUUCUCCAGAUCGAGGAGAUUUGGGAGCUGGCUUCCUUUCCGUUACUUCCUUGGACAAGUCCCCAGAGACCAGUCACCCUGGCCGUCCAUUUCAGGAGCCCCAGUGUGGCAGCAACCUGUCAUGUGCCCAAGAGGAAAUUUCCAGCAGCAGCCAGAGCACCAACUUCGAUAAAAGUCGUUUGCGCAAUAGGCCUGUCAAACCUAGUGUAAGGAUUAGUUCUGAAAUCUAUGAUCAGAACUUUGAGUCUCAGACUAUUGCAUCUGAUCACACAUACUUUAACUCGAAACUAGAGCCAUUCAGCAAAAAUAAGAAUCGAUCAAAGAUUUCAAACAAAGAUCAAUCAAACAAGCCGGCAAAGGCUUUAGCAUCCAGCCGAGUUGAAGCUAAUCAGAGUGAAGGUUCUCAGUCAUUUUCAGGAGAAAGAGAGAACACAAAAACUCAGAAAAAUCAAACUCAGACCAUUUUAGCCAAUGCUGACACAUCGACUCCUACAGAUUGUUCUGAUACUCUGAGUAAAAUCCGGCAGGAGGUGGGGCCUCCCCUGCCACCCUUGCUCGCUCCUCUGGUCGCUACACCUCCAAGGACUUCGCAACCAGUUUCUCCUCUGAUAGUAACUUCCUCUCCCUCCUCACCUACCUCUCCUCUUGGCCAGAUUUCUCCUUUGUGUGAAAUCCCAGUGCCUCCUAUGAUGUCUCCUUUGCCAGAAGAGCCGGGAUGCCUCUCCCCGCUGUGCACAUCUCCGUCCCCAUCCACUGCCCUGGCCGGCGAGAGGAUCUUGUCAUCACCGUUGCAGUUUUGUGCUGCGACCCCAAAGCAUGCCCUCCCUGUGCCUGGCCGCCUCCCGCCCUUGGCACCUGCCCACACGGCUGUGGCCGGACCCCAGGAGAAUUCCGUUAAAAUCCUUGACACCAUGUACCCAGAGCUGUCUGCCAGGGCCCGCACCCUCAACAUCCUCAAAGGGAAUAUUCAGCUCACUCGAGGUCCGUCUGCAGACUGUAAAAGCUUAGCAGGGCCUGUCAACGCUAUAACAGGAUUCAAGGCAAUUACCUCAACGUCCACGGCCUUUGUUAAGACGGGGGGCAGCUCAGGGAGCGACUGUAGUCAAGAGAAGUCCAGAGAUGGGGGGACUCGCCAGGAUGCAGGUGGGAAAAGGACGUUGUCUGCAUCUACACUGAGGAGUGCCAAAAGACUGCGGCUGGACAGCGGGUCCCCAGAACCAGAAACUGGGGCUGCCACUGCAGAAGGAGUCAGCAAGACCCUCCGGAGGAACCUCCCUCAAGCUGAAGGUGUGACGACAGAGGAAGAAAGUUCUCUUCUGACCAUCAGUACGGUUUCACAGGUGCCUCCAAACCCAAAAGAAACCGUAGAGUCCCAUGACCAAGCCAUAGCUGGUGCACUGAAGAAAAUCGCAGAGUCAUCUUUUGAUCUCUUACCUGUCAUUCGGAGUCACGUGUAUGUGGGAAAUAUCUCUAAAAAGCCUGUAAUGAGAGAUCAAGAGAAGGAAGUUGUUUAUGAAUUUAGCACAACCAAAAAGCAUUUAGCAGAGUGCUUGCUUCACUCUAUUCUCUCAGAACUAAAAAUUCAGAAGAUCUCUAUGGAGCGCAAUUACAUUCACGCCCUCUGCAGAGUGUAUGUGGGUAUUUGUCGGCAACUUGGAGACUUGGAAAGAGCUCGUUUGUUUUGCUACAGCCUACUUAAGGAAGAUUUUCCAGAGUCAGAGAAAUUGACUUUGUUCAUUGCAAACAUGUGGCAUGAUAUAUUUAUUUCCCAAUCGGUGAUUAAUAAGGCAAUGCAGUUGGUUGCCAGGCAACGUGCUAAAGGAGAGGUUCGGAACUGUUUGAGAGCCUUUCUCAACUGGGAAAAGAAUGCUCCUGUGGAUGUGGGUUUCAUGGUUUCUAAGCUGCUAUUGACCAUACAGUUGUGUCCAAAAACAGAAUUUCAGCCCAGUGAAAAAUUUGGUGAAGACCUAAGUGACAACACUUGGGAGUACAUAUUUGCCAUUGAUCUGCUCUGCUGCCAUCAAAAAUGGAUUUGGACACACGAUAACAUUAUAAGUAAAGAGCUGUGGCCUGUAAUGGAUAAGUGGAUAAAAUACAGAAAAGGACACGCGAACAUUGCAUAUACUCCUGAUAUUAUUAUAGCAUCGAUACUGAGGCUGAUUGGUCGUUUAGGCCAGCUGGGCUUGAAGGAAGGCUUCCCGUCCGCCGUGAAGAAUAUUAGCUCCGUCAUUGGUAUGUUCAUCCAGCACGCGCAGGACGAAGAUAUCCCGUGGGGCAUCCAGCUGGCCGCCGUGUACGCGCUCUGUGAUUUGAGUCCCAGCAAUCCAGCGGAAAUAUCCAAGAUCCUGGAGGCCUGGCGCCAAGAAACCGCGCACAGCGUGCCUUCCGCGGUGCUCAGCUGCCUGGAGGAGGUCAGCUCGCUGUGCGCAGAGGAGGUCGGCUAAGCUGCACCGCGCCGCUGCGUCUAGAGAAGUGCCUUUACAUAUCUCAAGUAUGAAUAGAUGAGCCAGCUUGGCGGAGCACAAACUGAGUUUCAAAAGGAAAGCCAGAGAAGAGAGAGAAUGCCCAGAGGCUCUGGUCACCGUGGCGAGGAGACAGAAGCCAGCCAUGGCAGGGCUGCCUUUCCCCAAACCGCAUACAUUUCACUUAAGGCUGUUGUGAUUCCAUGACAUGUGGGUUGUAUUAUUGUGUCUUGGUCAAACAACAAAAACUUGAACUUAGCCCUUUUUUGCUGCAGAAAGUGUCCUUUUAGUCGCUUUUUAAAAUUGAGUGGCAUUUUAUAAUGAAUUUAAUAUAAAAGCAUUGAUUUGGUUCCUGAGCUAAUUUUGGACUUUGCGCUGAAAUGAUUGACUAGGGAAAAAUAAAUCGGCUAAGAAAGAGCUAGAAGACUCUUCCACUGUCUUAGCUGGAAAUGGGCUACAAAAUUGUUUCUCAAGGUAGAGUGCGCAACUGGUCAGAGGAGAACCUGGGAGAGCCUUAGAGACCCGCUCUAGUGCAUCUUCUUCCUAUCUCUGCAGGUCCUUAAAACUGUCACUGUAUCAGGACAAGGAGGGCUGAAGAGUAGAAGUUCACUUGCAGGGUUUCUGUCAGCGAUGUGUAUAUAGACGAUUCAGAGACGCGCGCAGGCAGGUCUCUGUGUGUGCCGUGUAUAUAUGGACCGUGCUAUAAUGUGUUUCACAUUUGAUGAUAUUCCACUUUCGGAAUUUUAGUAUUUGUACAUAGAAAAUGGGUUUAAUAACUCACCGUGGUUCUGAUUUGUCAUAUAUUCAUCAUUUCUUAAAACUCUUGUAUGUGUUUUUUAUAAUAAAAAAUAAAAGUAAGCCAUGCACACGA